Mus pahari (shrew mouse) is the source of this 1867-nucleotide messenger RNA. It is a transcript of the gene Cct6b, whose product is annotated as chaperonin containing TCP1 subunit 6B. Gene Ontology annotation, biological process: protein folding. Gene Ontology annotation, cellular component: chaperonin-containing T-complex. The coding region runs from base 275 to 1753 and encodes 492 amino acids. The record is from RefSeq and is a predicted model, not a curated record. The transcript has 14 exons. NCBI's taxonomy places the organism in Eukaryota, Metazoa, Chordata, Mammalia, Rodentia, Muridae. Gene Ontology annotation, molecular function: ATP binding; ATP hydrolysis activity; ATP-dependent protein folding chaperone.
ACUUCCUGUUAUGGCGCCGAUUGGACCACACUCAGGAGUGUGGGCGUGGCGCCAGGGUUCGGAGUCGCCAAGUUUGGGGCUGGACCGUUGAACCAUGGCUGCGAUCAAAAUCGCCAACCCUGGCGCUGAAGUGACCCGGAGCCAAGCGGCCUUAGCUGUGAACAUCUGUGCCGCCCGUGGCCUGCAGGAUGUGCUGCGUCCCACCUUGGGUCCUAAGGGCUCGCUAAAAAUGUGAGAUGCCGCUAGGGUGUGCGGGGUGUCGCGGCUCCCUCUGAUGCUGAUCAGUGAAAACCUGCUCGUUUCUGGGGCAGGUGACAUUAAACUCACCAAAGAUGGCAAUGUACUGCUUCAUGAGAUGCAAAUUCAACACCCAACGGCUUCCAUCAUAGCAAAAGUGGCGGCAGCCCAAGACCAUGUCACAGGGGAUGGCACUACCUCAAACGUCCUGAUCAUUGGAGAGUUGCUAAAGCAAGCUGAUCUUUACAUUUCUGAGGGCCUGCACCCUAGAAUCAUAGCUGAAGGAUUUGAUGUUGCAAAGACGAAAGCACUUGAAGUUUUGGAUGAAAUUAAAGUACAAAAGGAGAUGAAAAGAGAAAUCCUCUUGGAUGUGGCUAGAACAUCCCUGCAGACAAAAGUUCAUACUGAACUGGCCGACAUACUAACAGAGGCUGUGGUGGAUUCUGUCUUGGCUAUCAGAAGGCCAGGUAUCCCUAUUGAUCUCUUCAUGGUGGAAAUCGUGGAGAUGAGGCACAAGUCAGAAACAGACACACAGUUGAUCCGAGGAUUGGUUUUGGACCACGGUGCCCGUCAUCCAAGGAUGAGGAAGCAGGUGCAAGAUGCGUACAUCCUCACUUGCAAUGUGUCACUAGAGUAUGAAAAAACAGAAGUGAGCUCUGGUUUCUUUUAUAAGACUGUAGAAGAGAAAGAGAAAUUGGUAAAAGCUGAAAGAAAAUUUAUUGAAGAUAGAGUGCAGAAAAUAAUAGACCUAAAGCAGAAAGUCUGUGCUGAGUCCAAUAAAGGAUUUGUUGUCAUUAAUCAAAAGGGCAUCGAUCCGGUUUCCUUAGAAAUGCUUGCAAAACAUAACAUCGUAGCUCUUCGCAGGGCAAAAAGAAGGAAUCUUGAAAGGCUCACCCUUGCUUGCGGAGGAUUGGCUGUCAACUCCUUUGAAGGCCUGAGUGAAGAGUGCCUGGGGCACGCUGGCCUUGUCUUCGAGUACGCAUUGGGUGAAGAAAAGUUCACUUUCAUUGAGGACUGUGUAAAUCCUCUCUCUGUCACCUUAUUAGUCAAAGGACCAAAUAAGCAUACUCUCAUACAGAUCAAGGAUGCCUUAAGAGAUGGACUUCGUGCGGUCAAAAAUGCUAUUGAAGAUGGCUGUGUGGUUCCAGGGGCUGGGGCAGUGGAAGUUGCGAUCGCAGAAGCUCUUGUUAACUACAAGCACCGUGUGCAGGGAAGAGUCCGCCUGGGGAUCCAAGCCUUUGCUGAUGCCUUACUCAUCAUCCCGAAGGUUCUUGCUCAGAAUUCUGGUUAUGACCUGCAGGAAACACUGAUAAAAAUUCAGACUAAACAUGCCGAAUCAAAAGAACUCCUGGGCAUAGACCUGAACACAGGGGAGCCGAUAGCAGCAGCAGAAGCAGGAAUCUGGGAUAAUUACUGUGUGAAAAAACAUCUUCUUCACUCUUGCACUGUGAUUGCCACCAACAUCCUCCUGGUUGAUGAAAUUAUGCGAGCUGGGAUGUCUUCUCUUAGAGACUGAUUGAAUUCAAAAUCAAUUCAUCUGGAAGACAAGAUUUCAUACGUGUCAUACCCAGCAGUGUCACAUGGCCUUAACUGUUAGAAAAUAAAGGUAGUGCAUGUCUUUUGGUCUCAA